Molecule: messenger RNA, 2473 nt
Organism: Brassica napus (rape)
Lineage: Eukaryota; Viridiplantae; Streptophyta; Magnoliopsida; Brassicales; Brassicaceae
Product: putative inactive receptor-like protein kinase At1g64210
Exons: 2
Coding region: 702-2471 (589 amino acids)
Biological process (GO): protein phosphorylation
Molecular function (GO): protein binding; protein kinase activity; ATP binding
Source: RefSeq, a predicted model, not a curated record
CAUUAAACCAAUAACAUAUGAUUUUAAUACAGAUUUGAAAAUCAUAGAACCAAUAACACUAGAUUUAGUUCGGAUUUUCAAAUCCAUUAAAAUACAACAACCAAUAACCCUUACUAAACCAUAUAUGGAUAGAUGUGGCUAUGUGAGUAAACAUCCCUAAUCUAAAUAACACUUCAAAAUUAUAAACACACAGACACGUAAAUCAACAUACAAAAAUAAAUAAGAAAAAUAUAUUCAAUUAUCAUAAAAUGUUGUAGAUUCUUUAACCUUUUCUAAUAAAUAAAACACUAUAUUCAACUAUCAUCAAAUAUUGUAGAUUCUUUAACCUAUUCUGAUAGAAAGUUGUAUUGUUUACAAUUCAAAGAAAUGGUUAGUCAAGCCUCUGAAUUUUACACCAGUCACUGGCUCACUGCGCUUGCGUUACAGUAUAGUGAAAAUAGCCGUUUGGUGUCAAAAUGUUACAAGCAAGAAUUAAAUUACAGAACAACAGUUGAAAACUUAAAACGCAGAGAAACGGUCACGAUUGGCUUCAUCAAGUUUUAAAAAAAAAAAUUCUUAAUAAAACAUUUUUUCUGCCGGCUAUAACCUGCCGGCGUAUCUUUGCAAUCUCGCAACAUACAACAUUUUUAAAUCAGCACACAUUCUUCAGCAAAAGAAAAGUUCUCUGUUACAAGAUAGAGACAAAAGCUAGUUUUCUUACAAUGCAAGUCUUCUUCUUCUUUUUCUCUUUGAUCCUCUGUUUCGCUCUGAUCUUUGCUGAGACCCUUGAAAACGACAAGAGAGCUUUGCUUGAUUUCUUGUCACAUUUGAGUUUACCUCUUCACCGCUGGAACCAGAGCUCUCCGACUUGCCAUCAGUGGACCGGAGUUACCUGCAGCCGAAACAGAAUCGUAUCCGUUAGAUUGCCUGCGGUUGGACUCAACGGUUUGAUCCCACCAUUCACCAUCACUCGUCUCUCGUCUCUAAAGAUUCUAAGCCUUAGAAACAACCAGCUCACAGGAGAGCUCCCUUCUGAUCUCAUCAACCUCAAGAACCUGACUCGUCUCUACCUACAACACAACCGCCUCUCCGGUCCAUUACCAGAGACUCUCUCGGAGUUACAGAAUCUCAAGGUUCUUGAUCUUUCUAACAAUGGACUCAACGGAAGCAUCUCAUCAUCUCUUUCACGUUUGACCAGACUUAGAGUCUUGAACCUUGCAAACAACUCAUUCUCAGGGGACAUUCCCGAUCUCGAUCUUCCAAACCUGAGGCAAAUCGACCUGUCAAACAAUAAACUUAUCGGCGCAAUACCCAAGUCUCUUCAAAGAUUCCAAACUUCAGCGUUUUCCGGAAACAACAUAACCGGAAAGGAGACACAAAACAAGACUCCUUUCGGGUUAAGCCAGCUUGCUUUCUUGCUCAUUCUCUCCGCAGCUUGCGUUUUGGGUGUUUCUGGACUCUCCUGUAUAAUAAUGAUCACUUGUUUCGGGAAGUCUACAAUCUCCGGGAAGUCUCGGAAGAGAGACUCCUCCUCGUCGUCCACCACUCCUCCAGGGAACUGGACAUCCAGAGACGAUGACGCUGAAGGAGGGAAGAUCAUCUUCUUCGGGGGAAAGAACCAUUUAUUUGAUUUAGACGAUCUGCUAAGCUCAUCAGCUCAAGUUUUGGGUAAAGGCGCCUUUGGUACAACCUAUAAGGUAACAAUGGAUGACAUGAGCGCUGUCGUGGUGAAGCGUCUGAAGGAAGUAGUGGUGGGGAGAAGAGAAUUUGAGCAACAAAUGGAGAUGAUUGGCAUGAUCAGACAUGAGAAUGUAGCUGAGCUAAAGGCUUACUACUAUUCCAAAGACGAUAAACUCGCUGUUUAUAGCUAUUACACUCAAGGAAGCCUCUUCCAGAUGCUUCACGGAAACAGAGGAACGUAUGAUCGAGUGCCUUUAAGUUGGGACGCUAGACUGAGGAUAGCAACAGGGGCAGCGAGAGGUUUGGCUAAAAUACAUGAAGGGAACAACGGGAGACUCAUCCAUGGGAACAUCAAAUCAUCAAACAUCUUCUUAGACUCGCAAGGCCACGGCUGCAUAGGAGACAUUGGCUUGACAACCAUCAUGAGGUCUCUCCCUCAAACCACUUGUCUUACUUCAGGUUACCACGCACCUGAAAUAACAGAUACGAGGAGAAGCACACAGUCUUCGGAUGUGUACAGCUUCGGGGUGGUUUUACUCGAGCUCUUGACAGGGAAGUCGCCGGCAAGUCGAGAGACGAAACAUGGCGAGAAGAUGUAUUUGGCCACGUGGAUAAGGAAUGUGGUGGUGGAAGAGUGGACAGGGGAAGUAUUCGAUAUGGAGAUUUUGAGUGAGUCAGGUGGGUUCGAGGAAGAGAUGGUUGAGAUGAUGCAAAUAGGGUUGGCUUGUGUUGCUGUGAAGCAACAAGAACGACCUCACAUAGCUCAUGUUGUGAAAAUGAUCCAAGAUAUUCGAUCAACUGAUGCAGAGUGACU